Engraulis encrasicolus (European anchovy) is the source of this 1706-nucleotide messenger RNA. RefSeq names its product EMI domain containing 1 (gene emid1). The record is from RefSeq and is a predicted model, not a curated record. The transcript is spliced from 15 exons. Gene Ontology annotation, molecular function: protein binding. Lineage: Eukaryota; Metazoa; Chordata; Actinopteri; Clupeiformes; Engraulidae. Bases 323 to 1699 code for a protein of 458 amino acids.
AGUCAGGGGGCAUUAUUCCUGUUCUCGGCAAAAGGUGGCAAACGAUAAAACGACCGUGCGCUUCUAGCUCUGCCACCAUAAACGAAUCCCUCGGUGUGGCCGAGUGCCAGCUCUCCGUGCCUUGUUCCAAUCACCACCCUUUUACGCAAUUUAUUGAAUGGUAGUAGUUGCCUAGAUGCUUUAAUGAGUCCCGAGUUAUUUGUCUACGCGCUGAGCAGUUGGACCAUUUAGGCUACUACUAAAGCACUUCCACGGGAAAUUUACGGUCCUCGUCCGACAUUUCUCCAGCUGCAGACUGUGUGCAACGCAACCUCGCGCCGCAAUGAAUGUGCCAUGCAACUACGUGCCAGCGUUCUGCGCAAAAAGGUUACGGUGGACCUUUUUGCUGCUGCUCUGGUUAACCUGUUGUGUUCACCAGACAGGGGCUACGAUGCCGAGAAAGUUUUCAAGUAGCACACAGCCUAACAAAGACACAUCCGGACCGUUACGAACACCGAUUUACGAGAAAAGAAAUUGGUGUCCUCACACUGUAACGAAAACAGUGACGUGUCACGUGCACAAUGGGACGGUUUUCCAGCGCGUCUACCAGACCUGCCGCUGGCCGCAGGGUUGCACUGGAGGAAGCUAUCGUACCGUGGUGCGCCCAUCCUAUAAGGUGGUCUACCGCACAGUCUCCUCUCUGGAGUGGAAGUGUUGCCCUGGCUUCACUGGAGCCAACUGCGAGACGGCUUCAGGAAACCAGCUUCCAGCCCAAGAGGCCGUGCGGAAACAGAACUUGGUCACCAAGUCACCUCCACAAGCUGGAGAAACGCAAAGAUGCCAGAACUGUAGUCAAGUGACUGUGCUGUCUGAUCGUCUGAAGACUCUAGAAGCAAAGGUUCAGCUCCUCAGUAGUCCUGCAUCUUCGAGUGACCAACUGCAAGGCAAAGGUCCAGCCCAGCCCAAAGGACCACCCUCAGACUCCCCUCUAACGGGAAAACCUGGAGCUCGGGGACCCCCUGGCCCAAAGGGGGAUGCUGGUUUGAGGGGUCCGGCUGGAGCACCUGGCUCACAAGGAACAUCAGGACCUGCAGGACCCCGUGGGCCACCAGGUCUCCCGGGAGAGAGGGGACUUCCUGGGCCGCCUGGCCCCCCUGGCCCUCCUACACAAACAGAUAUCGGCCACUCAAAAGAUCUACUUCUAUCUAAUGCUUUUCCUGACCAAAGAUCAACUGCACAGGGUCCGCAGGGGCCCCAAGGGCCAGUAGGUCCAGUAGGUCCUCCUGGACCCGUUGGUCCAGUGGGCCCGCCUGGCCGAAUCGGACCAAAUGGGAAUCCAGGGGCACCAGGUCCACAAGGCGCAGUGGGUCCUAAGGGGGCACCAGGUGAAAAGGGACCUCUGGGAAACCCAGGAGACAGAGGGUUCAAAGGAGAUCCAGGUGAGCGAGGACUGAAGGGUGAGCCCGGAGAGAAAGGCCUACCGGACGUUAGUUUGCAGAUGUACCGUGACCUGCAAGCAGACCUUGAGCUUCUCGCUCGAAGGGUCCAACUGCUCGAAGCAAUCAUCUGGCCAGAGCCAGACAUCGGAUCAGGAGAUGGGCCAUUUAGUCUCACGGCAGACGACUUCACUCGGAACAAGAGGAGAACGGGACCCCUGUCAUCUCUCCGUCUUUCUCUACCAUCUCCUCUGACUGUCAAGAAAAAGCCUUCUGGAAAUUAGCCAGGAG